This is a messenger RNA of Colletotrichum godetiae, 1191 nucleotides long. RefSeq lists its product as uncharacterized. The coding region runs from base 393 to 1040 and encodes 215 amino acids. The transcript has a single exon. Gene Ontology annotation, molecular function: protein binding. NCBI's taxonomy places the organism in Eukaryota, Fungi, Ascomycota, Sordariomycetes, Glomerellales, Glomerellaceae. The record is from RefSeq and is a predicted model, not a curated record.
AGUUUGGAAGGUAAGAUUUGCAGCAAACUCUCUUCUUCAUUAUUCACUUUUAGCUUACCCCAACUCAAAGGUUCUGCUUCAACCUCAUCCCUUGCAACACCCUCAGCUCUGCCAACUUGGCUCGAGACACUGCACAAAGAUAUCUCUUCCUCUUUCUAUGGAGUAAAUCCAACGAAUGCUUCAAACCAAAAGCUCGGAAUUCGGGCAUUGCCAAAAUCAGCACCGACCAGAUUAGGGUCCGAGAAGGAGGAUAAGCAAAGGGAGAAGAGCACAUGCUGGCACGUCCGUGGCACACACCAAACUAGCAAAUCGCCGUUUUCAUCAGGACACCAAACAAGAAACCCCAUCAGCCUCCAAGCCGAACAAUACCAGAGAGCAAAGUUUUCUUCCUAAUGAGUACCUCGUCUCAAUCCGACAUCCUCGCCCCUGCCGCCGCCGACUCCGCCGCCCAAACCGUCAACACCCUUCUCCUCCGCACCUACGCCCUGCUGCAAACACCUCUGUCCAUCCUGAAGCUUCACCAGGCCCUCAACGCUGCAGACCAGGCCCUCGCGAUAGCGGCGCAUCUGCACCGCUUCGACCUCGAGCCCCGCGCUUAUUUGUACCGUGGCCAUGUCCUUAGUGCCUGGGGCCGCUGGCGCGAAGCUCAUGCCGCGUACGUUCGGGCUGCCAGCGUGAGGGGGGUCGGGUUCGCGGGGACUAAUAUCCGGGGCUUGACGAGGGAUUGUCUCACGAUGAUUGAGUUUGAGGACGCGAGGAGUCGGGAUAUAAAGCGCGCUCUCGAGAUUGACGGCAAAGCAAAGGAUGGGUUGAAGAUGGUGCGAUUUAGGGACGAGGAGAUGGUCCUCAAGGCGUUUUACGAUUAUGAUGACGAUGAUACUUAUGACGAGAACGACGACGACGAAACGCAAUCUGAAGCGAGUCACAGUGGGCUCUAUCUUAUUUUGAAUGGCGGCGGGGAAGUUGUCGGUAGCCGGGAUAGUCUGCCUGAUCUAAGGAGUGUACGUGGUAGAUCUGUCAGCAGAUCGCCGACGCUAUGAGUAUAAGGGGCCUUAUAACGGUCGCAAUUAUGAGUAUAAUUUCAAGAAUCUUAUGAUGGCUGAAUAUCGCUGCACAGCGCUGUCAUGUGAGAUACUUACCUGAUCCAUCUGAAGGCUCAAAUAAUUAGUUGAAUGCCUGAUACUCCCUUGC